GGGACCGGGAAGUCACCAUGUCGAGUCUGCACAAGAGCAGGAUUGCAGAAUUUCAGGAUGUCCUUGGGGAACCCAAGAUUGUUCUGCAGAAGCUCCGUGAACUCUGCUUUAGUGGGAUUCCUUUUGAUGGUGGGCUGCGCUGCCUCUGCUGGAAGAUCCUCUUGAACUACCUCCCUGUGGAGAAGGCCUUAUGGAGCACCUUGCUGAAGAAGCAGAGGGAGCUGUAUUCCCAAUUUCUGAAGGAAAUGAUUAUUCAGCCUGGGAUAGCCAAAGCCAACCUUGGUGUCUCCAGGGAGGAUGUGACCUUAGAGGACCAUCCACUCAAUCCGAACCCAGACAGCCGAUGGAACACUUACUUCAAGGACAACGAAGUGCUGCUGCAGAUAGACAAGGAUGUCAGGAGGCUGUACCCUGAUAUGGCAUUCUUCCAGCGCCCAACUGACUACCCUUGCUUGCUAAUCCUGGACCCCCAGAAUGAGUUUGAGACUCUCCGCAAGCGGGUGGAACAGACGACACUCAAGUCACAGACAGUGGCACGAAAUCGGAGUGGAGUCACAAAUGUGAGUUCCCCUCUUAAAACAUCUGCUCCGAAUUCAUUGAGUGAGUAUGAAGUUCUGCCUAAUGGCUGCGAAGCUCACUGGGAAGUGGUAGAACGAAUCCUUUUCAUCUACGCCAAGCUGAAUCCUGGGAUCGCAUAUGUCCAGGGGAUGAAUGAAAUAGUGGGGCCUCUUUACUAUACCUUUGCUACAGAUCCCAACAGUGACUGGAAAGAACAUGCAGAAGCAGAUACAUUUUUCUGCUUCACCAACCUAAUGGCUGAGAUCCGGGACAACUUCAUUAAGAGCCUGGAUGAUUCUCAGUGUGGCAUCACCUACAAGAUGGAGAAGGUUUACUCCACCCUGGAGGAGAAGGAUGUGGAGCUGUACUUGAAACUGCAAGAGCAGAACAUCAAGCCCCAAUUCUUCGCCUUCCGUUGGCUGACGCUGCUGCUGUCCCAAGAGUUCCUGUUGCCAGACGUCAUCCGUAUCUGGGAUUCUCUCUUUGCCGAUGACAACCGCUUUGAUUUUCUAUUGCUUGUCUGUUGCGCCAUGUUGACACUAAUCCGAGAUCAAUUACUGGAAGGGGACUUCACUCUGAACAUGAGGCUGCUACAGGAUUAUCCCAUCUCUGAUGUACGCCUGAUUCUGAAGAAAGCGAAGGAGCUUCAAGACUCCAAAUAG
Molecule: messenger RNA, 1220 nt
Organism: Emys orbicularis (European pond turtle)
Lineage: Eukaryota; Metazoa; Chordata; Testudines; Emydidae
Gene: TBC1D13
Product: TBC1 domain family member 13
Exons: 12
Coding region: 18-1220 (400 amino acids)
Biological process (GO): intracellular protein transport; activation of GTPase activity
Molecular function (GO): GTPase activator activity
Source: RefSeq, a predicted model, not a curated record